AUGAUCGUUAAAGAGGGAAGAGAAGAAGUACCACGAAAAUAUUCGCGCUUAACGAAGGAAGAAUUUAAUCGGGAUAUUUACAGUUUGGUUGACGAGAACAAUCGUUUCACAUCUCCUAUGUACCACUGGAAAAUCGUUAAGGUUCCUUUACUGCAACAACAUUCCACUUGGCCACUACCAGCAAAUUUAUCAUCCACUAAUAAAUAUCAAUGUCAGCGAAUAGCCUUCGCUGAUUGUGCUUUUUUAUCAGUUGUAUACAGCAAAGAAGCGUAUUUUCCUGGCGUCGAGUGA
Dracunculus medinensis (Guinea worm) is the source of this 291-nucleotide messenger RNA. Lineage: Eukaryota; Metazoa; Nematoda; Chromadorea; Rhabditida; Dracunculidae. The record is from the annotation of a GenBank genome assembly.